Messenger RNA from Diabrotica balteata, 1923 nucleotides. The record is from the annotation of a GenBank genome assembly. NCBI's taxonomy places the organism in Eukaryota, Metazoa, Arthropoda, Insecta, Coleoptera, Chrysomelidae.
GGGAAAUACAAAACCUGUUUUUCAACCUUCAAUAUUGUUAAACCGAACAGCGCCCGUCGUUCUUCAGUUUUCAGUUACGAUUCUCGCCGAGCAGAACAUUUUUAUUUGUGUUGUGGCGAUCGCAGUGUGCUUGUGCUCACAAAAAUAAACAUAGUAACCGUAUCCACAGGCGUUUCUCUUUGUGUCAUUCAGUUCGAGAGAGAAAGAGCUAUAAUUGAGUGUUAAAAUUCUUUAAACCGCGAGUUUUUAUAUUCACGAAAAAAUGGGUUGUGCCACUGGAAUUGUUAAGUAUUUGGUGUUUCUCGCCAACUUAUUGUUUGCUCUUGCUGGACUAGCUUUAAUAAUCAUAGGAAUUUUAAUCAAAUUGAAUGUCAGCGAAGCUACCAACGUUCUGCCAAAAGACUUCGGUCUAGCUCCAAUCCUUUCGAUCGUUAUCGGUUCCAUCGUUUUCAUCACAGCGUUUCUAGGAUGCUGCGGAGCAGUCAAAGAAAGUACUUGCAUGUUGACCACGUAUGCAAUCAUUCUCCUGACGAUAUUCAUCCUGCAAGUUGCCAUCGGAGUUUACGCUUUCUUACAAAUAAAAGACAAGAACUCGUUUAACUCCGUACUUACUAAGAGCAUGCAAGAAACAUUCGACAAAAUGUAUGUGAGCCAGGAAGCCAACGAAACUAUGCAAGUCACCCAGAGAUUCUUAAAAUGUUGUGGUGUUCGUGGACCUGAAGACUAUGGUGACAGGAAAAUCCCUCUCAGUUGUUGCCACAACAUAAAGGUUCAGUGCCCAAGUACAAACAAUGACGUUAACCACGAGGGAUGUGCGGCUAAACUGCAAACGGAAUUGGAAAAGAGUUCGAAGAUUAUUGGUGGAGUAGCUAUUGGAAUCGCCGUUGUAGAGAUUGUCGGUGCUAUUUUCGCCUUGUGUCUAGCCAGUUCGAUCAGGAACAGUUACAGAAGACACAUAUACGCCUAAUACGAAACAAAAAGUUUAUUUAUUUGUUAUAGUUUUCUCUCACUUUAAAAAAUUUUACUGUUGAUUUAAAAUUUUUACUCUUUUUGUACCUAAUAAUAAGUUUAUUAUAAAUGUUGCAAGUUUUCAUAGACGGUAUUUGACACAGAACAAUGAAUUGACGACAAAAACGACAAAAAGUGCUUUUAUUUUUUUACGGGCUGUAAAUAUGUUGUUUUUGGCAAAUAUCUGCUGUAAAGACUAUUCUCAGGAACCGUGGGGGCACUAACAAACUUAAACUACUGAAUGUAUAUUUUACUUAGGUUAAGAAAAGACAUUGUUAGCAUAUCUAGCCAAAGAUAUACCAACAUUCGAAUAUUUUACGUUAAAAAGAACAAAUAAAAAAAAACAUUUAUGAAUAUUAAAUAUAUUAUGUGUUAAAUACGAUGGGUGAUCAAAAAGUUCCAGGAAUAAUGCUCAAAAAGUUUUUUUCUUCACAGGACCUCUCUAAGUUGGAGUCAUUAAAACACUUUGAAUGUUGUUUCGACGUCGCAACAGUCGCAGUUAAGCACAGCUUGGACUGAGUCACUAAACAAUGUUACCAACUGUAGCGACGUUGCCGUGCAUUUCAAAAAGUCCUGGAAUUUUCACAAAUCUUCUUUAGUACUAAAAAUUGGCAAAUAUUUUUUAGUAUUGAAUUGGUUAAUGGUCACAUUAAUUAACACAUUUGAGAUCUUCUUUGUUUCUAAACCUUCUGUUGUUGAUAACUUCAAAACACUGAAAUGUUUUCUGAAGUUUAGACAUCUCGAAUACCUCAUGACAAUUUAUUGUUAGUUAAUCUUUGUUUUUAUUAUAGAAUGUGCUCCCAGGUUCCGAGCUAUAAAUAAUAAAGUAUAGUUUGUUAAAUGUGAAAUGUUUAUCCGCAUAUUUUGUAUAUUUAACAUUUGAUAAAUUGGAUAAAUAAAGUAAAGCUACCGAUA